AAGAAGAACUUGCCCAUUACAAUAUUAUUAUUAUUAUUUCUACGCAAUUCAUCAUGUGUAGCAUUCAGUCUAUUCCUUCACUCGCCGCUUUUCCAAAGAUGGCAACAAAUAGUCCAAGCUUUUCCAAGUUUUCCAUGGCUUCCACCUUGGUCCAUUCUGAUUCUAAAGAGGCAAGAGACCUGAAGAAGGUGUCCUAUGCCAAUUCCAUGGCCCCGGAAAAGGCUGAACUAUUCAAAUCAAUAGAGGGUUGGGCAAGAGACAACAUUUUGCCUCUACUAAAACCAGUUGAAAAAUCCUGGCAGCCUGGAGACCUUCUACCGGAUUCGGCGUCGGAGGGAUUUUUCGAACAAGUUAAGGAAUUGAGAGAGAGAGCAAAGGAGCUUCCAGACGAUUACUUGGUAGCUAUAGUUGGGAAUAUGAUAACAGAAGAGGCCCUGCCAAUGUAUCAGUCAAGAGUGAGUACGGCAGAUGUAUAUCGUGAUGAAACCGGCAGGGAUGAGACUCCGUGGGCGAUUUGGAGUAGAGGAUGGAGCUCUGAAGAGAAUCGCCAUGGAGAUCUUCUCAAUAAGUAUCUGUAUCUUUCAGGAAGAGUUGAUAUUCAACAGGUGGAGAGGACUAUCCACUACAUGAUUUCUUCAGGAACAAAUUUUGGCUUUGGAGACAACCCUUACCAUUUUACAGUUUACACAUCAAUACAAGAAAGAGGAACUGGUAUAGCUCAUGGCAACACAGCCAAGCUUGCUCUAAAACAUGGAGACUCAAAGCUAGCUCAAGUAUGUGGCACAAUUGCUGCCGAUGAGAAGCGCCAUGAAACCGCCUAUAGCAGGAUUGUUGGAAAGCUCUUCGAGCUCGAUCCUAACGAAGCAAUGGUGGCAUUUGCCGACAUGUUGAAAAUGAGAAUAAUCAUGCCUGGAGAUUCAAUGUACGAUGGUCAAGAUGAGAACUUGUUCAAUCAUGCCACAAAUGUUUGGAUGCGAACGGGCGUGUACACGAUUACGGAUUAUAUUAAUAUCUUGAAACAUUUUCGGAGUCUUUGGAAUAUCGGAAAACUUGAGGGGCUUAAGAGUGACGGGAAAUUUGCCCAAGAUUAUAUUUGUGGGUUGCCUGAAAGGGUGGGAAAAAUGGAGGAAAGAGCCAUGGCUAGGGCUAAACAAGCACCAGCAGUUCCAAUUAGCUGGAUUUUUAAUAGAGAAGUAUAGCUGUAUCCCGGCUUUGAUGGAGUUGACUUGAGAUCGCCAUAAUAAAUUUUACGUGUGCUUCAUUGUCACAUUUUAGAAUAAAAGGAGGCAAUCGUAACAAUUUUAAAUGCCAUUUACGAAAAGAAAUAAUAUCCUAUACUUUUAGGAUUAGGCAUGCCAAUCUAUAAUAUUAUAUAUAUUUUUAUUUUUUAA
Mangifera indica (mango) is the source of this 1391-nucleotide messenger RNA. Its product is annotated as acyl-[acyl-carrier-protein] desaturase, chloroplastic-like. The transcript is spliced from 3 exons. Gene Ontology annotation, cellular component: chloroplast stroma. NCBI's taxonomy places the organism in Eukaryota, Viridiplantae, Streptophyta, Magnoliopsida, Sapindales, Anacardiaceae. Gene Ontology annotation, biological process: fatty acid metabolic process; defense response. The record is from RefSeq and is a predicted model, not a curated record. Gene Ontology annotation, molecular function: stearoyl-CoA 9-desaturase activity; stearoyl-[ACP] desaturase activity. Bases 54 to 1199 code for a protein of 381 amino acids.